Molecule: messenger RNA, 594 nt
Organism: Anoplopoma fimbria (sablefish)
Lineage: Eukaryota; Metazoa; Chordata; Actinopteri; Perciformes; Anoplopomatidae
Product: dnaJ homolog subfamily C member 5-like
Exons: 4
Coding region: 1-594 (197 amino acids)
Source: RefSeq, a predicted model, not a curated record
AUGUCUGACGGGAGGCAGCGAACUUUGUCCACCUGUGGAGAGUCUCUGUAUCAGGUCCUCAGUCUGGAGAAAGGCUGCAGCCAUGACGACAUCAAGAAGUCCUACAGGAAGCUGGCGUUGCGGUUCCACCCUGAUAAGAACCCGGACAACCCGGAGGCGGCGGAGAAGUUUAAGGAGCUGAACAGCGCCCAUGCCGUCCUGUCCGACCUCACCAAGAGGAACAUCUACGACUCGUACGGAUCUCUGGGGCUCUACGUCGCCCAGCAGUUCGGAGAGGACAACGUCAACACCUACUUCAUGCUGUCCACCUGGUGGGCCAAGGGUCUGUUCCUGGUCUGUGGGGUCCUGACCGGGUGUUACUGCUGCUGCUGUCUCUGCUGCUGCUGUAACUGUUGCUUUGGAAAACUGAAGCCGACGCCCACAGGUGAGGGGGCGGGGCCUGACUACGUCUCCCCUGACGACCUGGAGGAGGAGAUACGCAACGACCCCGACGACGACGUUGAGACUCCGAUCGUUCAGCAGCCGACGAACGCCAGCGAGAAAACUCAGCUGAUCACCGACGGACACCGCCGAUACGGAGACACCUACACAUGA